Molecule: messenger RNA, 873 nt
Organism: Saccostrea cuccullata (small rock oyster)
Lineage: Eukaryota; Metazoa; Mollusca; Bivalvia; Ostreida; Ostreidae
Product: heat shock 70 kDa protein 12A-like
Exons: 1
Coding region: 1-873 (290 amino acids)
Source: RefSeq, a predicted model, not a curated record
AUGGGAGAAUAUUUUACAAUUCUCAAAGAAUUUGAAAACAAAAAGCGCUCAAUCAAUCCAGAUUUUCAGAUGUCUUUUGUUACAAAAUUGCCAGCUAUACUAAACCAAAACUGCUCUGACCAAGAUAAAAUGAAAGCUAUUCAGGCAUCCUAUUUAAAAGAUCAAGUAAAAAUUGUGAAAGACAAGGUGAAAAUUUCUGCUCGAAUGAUGAUGAGUUUUUUCGAAGACUCAUUAAGUCAAACUAAAAAACAUGUUAUGGAAAUUUUACAAACUGUCACAAAUAUAGAACAUAUUCUCAUUGUUGGUGGUUAUGGCGAGUGUAGUUUGUUACAAGAAACAUUCAAAAAAGAGUUUUCGAACAAAAAUAUUGUUAUACCCAAUGAGUGUAGCUUGGCUGUUAUCAAGGGUGCAGUACUAUUUGGACAUGAUCCUAUGGCGAUAUCGUCAAGAAUUUUACGGUAUUCCUAUGGUCCUGCAGUACAUGCCAUUUUUGAUUCAACAAAGCAUCCGGAAGAAAAACGAUAUAUCGAUAAAAAAGGCAUUGAAAGAUGUAACGAUGCCUUCGACCAGCUAAUCGCCAGAGAUACAAAAGUACCUUCAUCUGGGAAAACAUUAACUCAUACGGCAGUUCCACUUUAUGAUGAUCAGAAAGGUUACGUUUUGCGCUUAUAUUGCACAGAGGAAAACGGUCCUGCAGUGAUUAAAGACAACUUUCAACUUGUUGGCAAGCUGAACGUUUCUGUACCUGAAUACAUCCAGGGCAAAUGGGAAGCAGAAGAACAUUAUACUUUCGGUAUGACAGAAAUCAAGGUGUCGUCGACAGUCAAGGAAACCGGAGAAACUUUUGAAACCUCGUUUGACUUGCUUGAAUAA